CACCCCAUUUUAGCUUUCACGUACCGUCUUUGGCCGCAGAGAGCAGCGCGAGAAGAGCAUCCGGAGCUUAUCAGCAGCGAUCGAUGAGUCGCGAAGCAGAGGGGCUGCCGCGGCGCUACAGCAAGCUCGAGGAAGCCCUCGAGAUCAAAUCACUCCGCCGAAUCAUCAGCGCAUACAUCAAUUACUCUGAUGCUGCAGAGGAGGAUGUGAGGAGAUAUGAAAGGUCAUUUAGAAAGCUCUCACGUGAGCACAAGGGACUUCUUUCUCAUCUUCUGCAAAAAUUUCAAAGGCUUAGACGGUGUAUUGCUGCAAAUUCGUUUUUCAUCAUGAACAUGCUUCAAGCAUUUGAUCCUCCUUUUGACAUGAGUCAAGAUAUACAUCUUGACGGGCAUGGUGGUACUGAACGUCUUCCUAAUGGUCAUCUCUGCACGCAAGCUUCUCAUUAUACUCAAGAUUGUAGCUCUUAUCUGAAGCAGCCUGUGCUCAAGAGGCCCGAGUUUUCUAGUUGCGGUGGAGGAUGUCUUCAAACCCCUUCAAAAAUAAAUAAUGAAAAAGAGAUUUCAAGUGAAAGUUCUUGUACUCUUAUUAUGAAUGUGAGCACACCUGAUUGCAACGCCAAGUUGGUUGAUGAAAGUAAAGAUGAUGCCAAAUUUAUUUGUAAACUGGAUUCACCCCCCCGUGAUUCUACUCCAAAUGGAAAUAUAACUUCAGUGCCAAAUAAUUGGAUGGAAACAUCAUUAAGGUCCAGUGUUCCUCUGGUUGACGUUGAUAAGGUACGAUGUAUUAUUCGGAACAUUGUGAGAGAUUGGGCAAUGGAGGGUCAAAAGGAGCGUGAUCAAUGUUAUAAGCCUAUUCUUGAAGAGCUUAAUCGCCUUUUUCCUGUUCGACGCAAGGAAAGACCUCCCAGUUGUUUGGUACCUGGUGCUGGACUUGGAAGACUGGCUUUGGAGAUUUCUUGCCUAGGCUUUGUGAGUCAGGGCAAUGAGUUUUCUUAUUACAUGAUGAUCUGCUCGAGUUUCAUCCUCAACCAAACUCAAGCAGCCAAUCAGUGGACGAUAUUCCCUUGGAUUCAUAGCAACUGCAAUUCUCUAUCCGAUGAUGACCAAUGUCGUCCUGUCUCAUUCCCUGAUAUUCAACCAGCAAGUGCAGGGAUCACUGAAGGUUUUUCAAUGUGUGGAGGCGAUUUCAUUGAGGUCUAUAAUGAUAUAGAUCAAGAAGCUUCAUGGGAUGCUGUGGCGACUUGCUUCUUCCUGGAUACUGCACAUAACAUUGUUGAGUACAUCGAAGUUAUAUCAAAAAUUCUUAAAGAUGGGGGUGUCUGGAUAAACUUGGGUCCUCUGCUUUACCAUUUUGCAGAUGCAUAUGGGCCUGAAGAGGAAAUGUCGAUUGAGAUCAGUCUAGAAGAUGUCAAAAAGGUUGCUUUACAAUAUGGGUUUGAGUUUGAGAUGGAGAAAAGCAUUGAGACAACAUACACUGCAAAUCCCCGAUCUAUGAUGCAGAAUCAUUACUAUACCGCCUUUUGGACUAUGAAGAAGAAACCAAGGAAAUAAUUUGUUGCCUUUGAAAGCUGUGACCAUUGACAAUCAUCAGAACUUCAAAAGGUCUGCAAAUUCAAAAUGUUUAAGUAUUACAUGGGCAUGGUAGUUCAAAUCAGUCUCCCUACAGAGCUUUGGUAACAGGAUAGAAGCUACCUGGAGGCCUGAACUUGGGUGAUAAGCAGUAAUCCUUUACUUUUCAUUUCCUACUACAAAAUUAUUUUAUCUGGUAUUGUGGUUUAACUUUGUGUGUGCAAUUCAUGUUAUUGACGUCAAUUCUUAUGUUUUUUCAAAUAUAUACUAUUCUGAAUUCUUAUGAAAUUCCUUCACAUUUGGUUGCUUGUAAACAUGGAAAGCAUGUUUUAAUAAAUGAUUGUGAAAAUGAAAUCCCUUCUAA
This is a messenger RNA of Dendrobium catenatum, 1932 nucleotides long. RefSeq names its product carnosine N-methyltransferase. Lineage: Eukaryota; Viridiplantae; Streptophyta; Magnoliopsida; Asparagales; Orchidaceae. Gene Ontology annotation, molecular function: S-adenosylmethionine-dependent methyltransferase activity. Bases 84 to 1550 code for a protein of 488 amino acids. The record is from RefSeq and is a predicted model, not a curated record. The transcript is spliced from 20 exons.